Messenger RNA from Pseudophryne corroboree (corroboree frog), 7500 nucleotides. It is a transcript of the gene TMEM47, whose product is annotated as transmembrane protein 47. The coding region runs from base 435 to 974 and encodes 179 amino acids. Lineage: Eukaryota; Metazoa; Chordata; Amphibia; Anura; Myobatrachidae. The record is from RefSeq and is a predicted model, not a curated record. The transcript is spliced from 3 exons. Gene Ontology annotation, cellular component: cell-cell junction. Gene Ontology annotation, biological process: cell-cell adhesion.
UGCCCCCUUGCAGCCAGCAGGAGGAGAAGGAGAGGGAGCAGAGAAGGAAAAGGCGAAGAAAGGAGAGGAAGGAGGGAGGGAGUUAUGCAAAGACGGAGGUCACUGGGUAACAGUGCGCUUCUGUCCUGGAGCAGGGAGCAGCGAGCAGCAUCUGAGUGUAAGGAAACAAGUAGCAGGCACAGAGGAACGGGACUCACUUAUCAUCAUCACCACCACCAGAGAUUAGCAACAUCUCCUGCAGAGGAGCAUCACAUAAAACACUGCCUGCCCCAUUACUUACCAUCUGACUUACACCUCCUGCAGCCAGGAACUACAGUCCUCACAGUGUUCUAUACAAACUGUAACUGGGUAUCUCCUAGCAUAAGCUAUCAGUCUCACCCUGAUCUCCGUUCCUUCCCCCUGUGCUGUCUACUUACUGAACCUGGGAGGGGACCAUGGCUUCAUCUGCCAGUGGGAUGGAGGAAGUGCGCUCCUCGGUCCUCACCCCUCUGAAGCUGGUGGGACUUGUCUGCAUCUUCCUGGCCCUGUGUCUGGAUAUCGGAGCCGUUCUGAGCCCAGCCUGGGUGACGGCGGACAACCAGUACUACCUGUCCCUGUGGGAGUCUUGCAAGAAACUAGGCAACGACUGGAAGUGCGAGUCAACAUUGCAGAGCGAUUGGCAGAUUGCGACCCUUGCCUUACUACUCGGUGGUGCUGCCAUUAUUCUCAUUGCAUUCCUUAUCGGCUUAGUCUCCAUUUGUGUGGGAUCUCGCAGGCGGUUCUACAGACCAGUGGCAGUCAUGCUUUUUGCUGCAGUUGUCCUCCAGGUGUGUGGCCUUGUGUUGUAUCCAAUCAAGUUCAUCGAAACCGUCACUCUAAAAAUAUACCAUGAAUUCAACUGGGGCUAUGGAUUAGCAUGGGGUGCAACUAUCUUCUCUUUUGGUGGUGCUAUACUUUAUUGCUUGAACCCGAAGAACUAUGAGGACUACUACUAGUGCAAGGAAAAAAAACAAAACAAUCGGUUUCCUCAAGUUUUUGUACCUUCCUUUUCUAGAAGAUAAGUGGAGCAUCGAGAAAUGUUCUCAGCUGUUUUAAACCCCCUUCGCCUUUCAGCUGCCAAUAUUAUACCCAGCUUUACAUUCAUCCAAAAGAAAGAAGAAAAUGCCUAAAAAAUAAAAAUACAAAGAAUGAGUGAUAUCAAAAAGUACAUGUUAAUUGCUGCAAUUUGUUACAAUAUUAACUUUCCCCCCAGUAGAAGUAAAGAAACUACUCAAACUUUAUUACUGUAUAAAUUGGAUAAGCAAAUAUAUACUGAAAAGGAUGCCCAAUUCCUUGUGGAAAGCUUCUAACAGAGAAUUCCUAAGAAAUUUUUCCCAUGUUAUACUGCUGAGGUCACUACAUUGCUGGCUUGUGUUCUGAGGAAACCUAAUGCUGUGAAAAUACAGAUGGAAGGAGAAUAAGCAAACAUGGUUCAUAACAAAAACAAAUCAGAAGUCAAGGUUUUCAUCAGUAAAAAAAAAUUGUACACUAUAGUAUAUCAUGAUUUAGCCACAUUUUUCAAAAUCUGAAGGAAUAUGCUUAUAAUUAGUGGCUAAAUAUUCACCUUUACUCUGAAUUUCAAAACGAGGACAUCUGUUUUCCAUGAAAAUAAAAUAAAGAUAGAUUUAUUGGUUUCCUUUGAACUGAAUAACUUAGCUAAAGGAUAGCUAAGCCCCAAGAGAGCAAGAGAGAGAUUUUUAGCAACUAUUUUUUUGAAGAAGAGUAUGUUUGUAGAUUGUUUAACAUCAAUAUUUUAAUAUACCAUUGCCCUCAGUGAAUAUUUGGCAGUAAUGUAAUUCAAUAGAGAAUUAAAUAACAUCAUGUGCUGCUAACUCUAGAAUAACAAGAUACACUUUCAAUUGUCAAAUAAGCUCAGCACAGUGUCUGCAGCUAUGUCACACAACAGCAAAUAUAUUCUGAGUCGUAGAGAUGAUCAUAAAAAAUAUAAUGCAAAUCAUCAUGAAUUUUGAGGAAUAAAACUUUAAAGCAUUUAAAAUGAAAGUUCUCAUUGGUUGCUGCAUAAGCUAUGAGUUAUACACUAUAUUCCUAUCUGAACUUAGAUAUACUGUAUAGAGCAGCUAAUGUUAUCUGUUAUGGUAUGCAUUGGUUUUCCAGAGAGUAGAUAUGUACAAUAAAUAAUUUGUAUUUAUAACAGUUGCAGCAUUUUUGCUUACAGUAACUGCAUUUGAAUACACGCACAUUCUUGUGUACACAGCCCUGUAUAAUCAAAUUAAUAACCACCAAACUGUUUAAGGAAAAGAUGUAACAGAAGUUCAGUGACAGGAAAUCACUACAUUAAACUGCUUCUGUUUUUAGUGCAGCCUUUAUUUUUUUAUUUGAAAUGAGUUAUAUUUUAGCGCUUUUUACUUGUUACCUUUAAUAUAGGUUUCAAUACAGGUGUUAUUUUGUAAGAAAAGCUAAUUAAAACAAAUACCCAGAAAUUAAAAUAAAUGACAAAUACAAUAUUCCAAAUAAAAAUUCUAUUUUUAAAUUAAUAUUAUAUAAUUUGUGCUCUUAAAGGAAUUUUUUUUUAAAUAAAGCCACAGCUUAGACCCAGUAGACACAGAGGAGAUCCAUUACUAGUCGUUCACCAUUCUUUUUUGAUAAAUAGAAGGUGGCCCUAAACCAGUCUGUUGCCAGUCUGUUGCCUAAGCACUUAUGGGUUUUUGAUCAGUCUAUGACUACUGCUGUGAUUUUUAUUUAAACCUAACGUUCCCAAACUCCGACACUACAGUCCAUGUAUUAAGGAUAUCCAUGCUUUAGUGCAGGUGAUUUAAGACCUCGAUACAUCUAUGAGAUGAUUCCCCAACCCUGCCGGGGAAUAAUCUCAUAGCUGUGUGGGGGCCUUCCAACCCUGCCGGAAACCCUAAUUUCCCGGUCCUGCCAGAAUUGCUGAUCCACCAUCGAUGAUCAGUGAUCAUUUGGGGAAUCAAGGAAAGUAACCAUGUUAAAAAUGCCUGAUUUGCAGAUCCUGUGUCUGGUCAGGAUCAGGGAAUUGGGAAGUUUGUUUAAUAUUCCCGAUCCCCUGACCCGGCCAUCGGGGGAUCAGGGCAUUUCCCCAAUAUAUGUCAAAUGUAUGGGUGCCUUUAAUUAGCACCUCAGUCAAUUUGAUUUAUCCAUCUGGAUUCAAGUAUGAACAUCCUUAAAACUUGGACUGUAAUCUGAAACUCUUAACUAAACUAAACAAAUGCAUUGUGUAGUAAAUAGACUACUGUAUGUACUUUUCUCUAUUUUGAAUAAACAGCACCAUAUUAACCUUAUUACACUGUAACCAUACUUGCCUACCAAUGUUGAGAAAUUUUCUGGUUCCCACCCAAUUGGCUCCUCCCUCAACUGCCUGAUAUCCAACUCACAUCACCACCUAAAAAGUGUGCAAGUAAGCCCUAAAAGUAGGCAAGUAUGACUGUGACCUGGGAGUGCACUAUUGCAGGCCUGUAGGAUAAGUUACAUGUUUUAUUCUGUAUUUAUGUCGGACAGUGUAGAAUCAGUGCAACACCAAAGAUUGCUAAAGCUAUUCCCACCUAUAGUGAUGUAAGAAAAGUGCUUUACUUUUUUUUAUCAAUAUAGUAUUUUUGCCAAGGGAAAAUGUUGAUCUGGCUGUCCGACAGGCUUUGAAAUGCUUGUGCAGAAUAAUAUACUUUAUAUGUAUACUGCCUGAAAAGCAAAUAGGAUAUUUUAGGGAGAUUGGGCAUUUCAAGGCUUGCCUUACUUUACAUAGCAGAACAUGGGUUUUACAUGCCUCUAAAUAUGGGAUUAAAAGUUUAGGCUCGAAAAAUAAAACAAUUUCUCAAUUCAACACACAAAGUAAAUGUAUUUAGAAUAUCUAUAUAUAUAUAAAAUAAAAUAUAUGCUGGGUCUUUCCUCACCUCCUGACCCCAUAGCAAAUCCACCACCUGUGGGUCCUUUAUUGCACUUUAUCUAAUUUGUACAUGCUCUCCAAUGUAUAAGCACAUAAUAUUUUUGAUAUUGUUUGUCACAGAGUGGUAAGGUAUGCAGUGCUAUUGCUUAGGCUGUAGAUAGAGAUAUAUAUUACAAGUGAAAAAGCACAUAUACAGUAUUUAGUUUCAUGUGUUUCAAUUUUCUGUCGGUCUAUUAAGCUUACAAGAAAUUAUACUUUAACAUGUUUAUUAAAAUACUGCCAAAUGUGGAUACUGUAUGUUUAUUUUUUAGUGAUUUAACUAGAUUAGCUGAUACUGGAAGUGUCAGUGUGCCAUUCUUUUGGGACUCUAAAAGCGUCAGUCCCUGAUAGAUUCUAUUUCAUAUCUAACAAUCUGUGAAUUCUGGGGACAGUUUAGGGACUUAAUUUGUGUCCCUGAUCCACAGUUGUACAACGUUGCGCUAAAAAAAAGAAAAAAAGAAAAAAAAAAAGCUCCUUAUAUCUACAGUAUGCUCAUUCACCAUUUUCUCCCUUCUAGAAUGUAUGUUUUCAAAGUAUGAUUAAAAUGAUAAUCACAAUAGCAUCAAACUUGUGCCGAGGUUACUUGCUAUUUUGAGAACAAUAACACUGCAAUAUGAUACAUAAUUAAAUAUUAUUGGUUGCUUAAUAACCAUUGUUAACAUUGUUUAUAGCAGCUGACCUUUAUGUUUUUAGUUUAUACAUUUAAAAAACUCCUUUAAGAAAAAAAAAAAAGAUGAAUAACCCAUACAUAAAAAUCAAAGCAAAUAUUUGGUAGGUUGCUAAGGCUUGUAAAUUAUUUCUGCUGUAAGGACAAUAAAAAAAGUCCCUAUAAAACUGAAGUAAAACAUUAGAACACAUUUAUAAUACAAAUAAAGCAUCAUCAAUUCCAUAAAAUGUAUAUAUUAUUAAGACAUAUACAUUGCUACAUCUUACUAUCAUAUAUAUCCAGGACUCAAUUCACCUCUUACGCUUGUGAUACGAGACACAAGUGGAUUGGAUGCUGGCAGUCAUAAGAAUGACACCGGCAUCCCGAUGCACAGAAUCCCUCCCUCCCUAGCCCCCCUAAUCCUCUCUUCCUAUAGCCUAACCCUACCCCCCACCCCAGCAUCCUAACCCUAUCCCUCCCCAGUGGUGCCCUUCCCGCAGCUUAACACUACUCACUUUGCUCAGCCCCAUAGUCUCUACAAGGAUGAUAGGUUGACAGUUAAAAGGUUGACAAGCAAUACAUCAACACCAAAUGGUCAACAUGCAUAUGGUCGACAUGGUCAAAAGGGCGACAGGUUCAAGUGGUCAACAUGACAAUUGUCGACACAGAAAUAUGGUCAAAAUUAGUGUUUUUUAAAUACCUUUUUUUUAUACUAUACCAUCCAUGUGGACUAUGAAUGGGAAUAAUUUUACAUAAAAUAAAACUAAUGUUGACCUUUCAUGUGUUGGCCAUUUCAAUGUCAACAUUUUGACCCUGUUGACCUUUUGACCAUGUUGACUUGUGCAUUUCGACCAUUUGGUGUCAACCUAGACAUUAUCUACCUUUUGACUGUGAACCCAUUGACCGCUAUCCCUCUACAAGAGGUUUCCAAAACCAUGACAAAUAGAUCCUUUUGGCUUACUGUAUGCUGCUCUUGCCUGUUAUCUUUUUUUCCAUAGACACAAUCCCAGUGAUAUGGUUUCCUAAUGAAUCAUUUUAUGUUCAUAUGAAUAAAAUGUUAAGUACUGUAUAGUGUUUCUCUGCUCAAGAAAAAUAAUUCAGUUCUAAAAUAUUAGUAUACCUAAUAAAUGUGAGCAACAACUUAACCAAAUCAUUUCACACAUUAGUUAUAAUAAUGUAAUAGGCACUUUAAGACAGAAUUCAGCAGCAUUAGAAAAAUACAUCUAAUACUAAAAUCAAUAGUUCUAAGAGUCUCUAGAAGUGAGACAAGUAUAUAAUAGGGAAUAGUACAUAGAAGUUAAAUGUAAGUGAAAUAUAGAUGGAAUAAAAAUCAAUUUCCAAGAAUGCAGAGAAAUCCAGUGCAAGUCUAAAAUAAUUACAUUAUAAGCAUUAAAAUAUUGUAAAGACUAAAUGUGUUAAAGUUGCCUGCUCUGUGGACAUAGGAAAUAAAUCAUAGUGGCCUUGACUUCUGGAAGUUUGGGAGACCCCAGAAUUUCCAGCGCUUCUCCUGUACUCGAGUGUAGACCAGCUUCACAUAUAGGCUCAUUUCCCCAAUAAAGUGGUUGGUCUGGCGACCUGAUGAAAUGAGUCACAGUGAAUUGCAUCAUAGUACCUCCUCUCCCUCCACGCAGCUUCUUGAUGCUGAUAUUUAUAGUACUGGGCAGCAGGAGGUGGUGCUGCAAUUAUAUUUUUGUCUGCACUGUACACAGUCACCUCCUACUAAUGCUUGCCCACAAGAAUCUCCCAAGGGGCUUUGACAACAUUGGCAAGUAUGGAAUAGAUUGCUUCAAACAUUUUUUUCCAAGAUUUUCAAUUUCCGGGCUUAUUGUAUGACAAUUAUAAUUAUUGAAUGAUAUACUACACAAUGCUAAAAUAAAUAAACCAUAAAUGAGUUUUACUUCACAGAGGUAUAACAUGCAAUAUGUUUUUGCUUUUUUUCUCACACAUAUGCUGUGAAAUGUUUACUUAUGUAGCUUUUUUAUACUUUCAUUUAUUCAGUUAGUGAUGCUUAUUGCUGUAGUAGGAAUUUAAAAUGCAUUAAGAAAAAAGAGCUAUUGUGAGAAAUUUUAAUUUGCAUCACAUACACAGCAUCACUCACCUAAAUGCUUAUAGCACUACUGUGUAUAAUUUUUUAUAAAAAAAAGUUUAUAAAUUAUUCAUUGUAUCUGGUACAUUUACUUAGUUUUUCAAGUAAUAUGGUACUUAACUAAACUAGUUAUAUACUAAAGUUAGUUUUUCAAACUUUGUUUUAAUCUAUGUGAUAUAGUCUAUAAAACAUAAAGGAAGAUAGUUAUUUUAGAAAGUAAGAACUUUAACUUUACAAUGAUGAAACCUAGAUUGUAUGCAAAAAAAAAAUUAAACGUUGGUAGGCAAUUUUGCCUUGUACCUAUUGUUGUAUAAUUCAACCACUGUCUGUUCUACUUUAGAUAAGCUUUAUGCUUCCUUGUAUAUUUUCUAGUUGGUAUGUUUAUUGGUCUGGUAUUUGGUAUUCAUUUUAGCCUUUAAAACACAUCUGGUUCUUAUUUCAAUUUAUGUAGUUCAUACAUAUUAUGAGCGAGCCAACAGGGCUACAUUAAUUAUACAGAAUUAUAUGGCAUAACAUGUUUAUGUGCCAACAGUACAUAUCUUGCUUCAAACUCUUGCACAACUAUGUUAAACUUUUGUAAGUUCCAUAAAAAAAAUAUAGAGAGAGACAUUGUGUUUGAAAUAAAACUGAUAUAUAUAUAUGGAAUAGCAUGUGACUGUAUAAUAUUAAACAUGCAAUGAUAUGACUGAAAAGUGAAGUCCAAUCUUAUAGCUAGCAAUGUAAUUUAUUCAUACUGUAUUUUUGUACAGGACAGUAUACACUAACCUAUUGCCUCUGUGUUCUCUAUAAUGCCUAACACUGUGCCUAGAGAUUUCAUUUCUGUCUAGAAAAUAAAAUAUAUUUCAAGCUGUU